This is a messenger RNA of Cajanus cajan (pigeon pea), 925 nucleotides long. The record is from RefSeq and is a predicted model, not a curated record. NCBI's taxonomy places the organism in Eukaryota, Viridiplantae, Streptophyta, Magnoliopsida, Fabales, Fabaceae.
UUCAUUGGAUGCAAGGCAAGACAUGGUGGUUGUGGAGGUACCAAAGUUGGGAAAAGAGGCUGCAACUAAGGCAAUCAAGGAAUGGGGUCAACCCAAGUCAAAGAUCACUCAUCUCAUCUUUUGCACCACCAGUGGUGUCGACAUGCCUGGUGCUGACUAUCAGCUCACUAAACUCCUAGGCCUUCGUCCCUCCGUGAAACGUUACAUGAUGUACCAACAAGGUUGCUUUGCCGGUGGCACGGUCCUUCGUUUGGCCAAAGACUUGGCUGAAAACAACAAGGGUGCUCGUGUGCUUGUGGUUUGCUCCGAGAUCACUGCAGUCACAUUCCGUGGCCCAAGUGACACCCAUCUUGAUAGCCUUGUGGGGCAAGCCCUGUUUGGAGAUGGUGCUGCUGCAGUCAUUGUUGGAUCAGACCCUUUGCCAGUUGAAAAGCCUUUCUUUGAGCUUGUGUGGACUGCACAAACAAUCCUUCCGGAUAGUGAAGGGGCUAUUGAUGGUCACCUUCGUGAAGUUGGACUCACAUUCCAUCUCCUCAAGGAUGUUCCUGGACUCAUCUCUAAGAACAUCGAGAAGGCCUUAGUUGAAGCCUUCCAACCCUUGGGAAUCUCUGAUUACAACUCUAUCUUUUGGAUUGCACACCCUGGUGGCCCUGCAAUUUUAGACCAGGUUGAGGCUAAGUUAGGCUUGAAGCCUGAAAAAAUGGAAGCUACUAGACAUGUGCUGAGUGAGUAUGGUAACAUGUCAAGUGCAUGUGUUCUAUUCAUCUUGGAUCAAAUGAGGAAGAAGUCGAUAGAAAAUGGACUCGGCACAACUGGUGAAGGCCUUGAAUGGGGUGUGCUAUUUGGUUUUGGCCCUGGACUCACUGUUGAGACUGUUGUGCUCCGCAGUGUCACUGUCUAAUCAUACUUCGUCAAGACCACAAAU